Messenger RNA from Penicillium verhagenii, 4722 nucleotides. RefSeq lists its product as uncharacterized. The record is from RefSeq and is a predicted model, not a curated record. NCBI's taxonomy places the organism in Eukaryota, Fungi, Ascomycota, Eurotiomycetes, Eurotiales, Aspergillaceae. The transcript is spliced from 4 exons. Bases 1 to 4722 code for a protein of 1573 amino acids.
AUGGUGGACCACCCGGAGGAUAAUAUACCGUUCUCGCUAGCUUCUCAAAUCACACUGCGGAUUCCCGUUCUCCAGACUGAUCCACCAUGUGAUUUGUCGUUAUGCGCUGAUCCCGCAUCGGUGCCUCUCCCUCCUUCUCCUCCAGCGUCGCCCUCUGCGACCAUGUCCCCCGUGUUAUCGCCUACUCCCGAGGCGGAACUAAACGUGGGGCUAGGUGAGUUGGAUGGUUCGGCCCGUUCCAGUCCCAGGAAGUUGAUGACCGAUAUCGAACCUGUAUUUGAAUCUGAAUCUCCACGCGAUUCACAUUCAUCAAUUCCCGUACCGGCAAUUCCCGCGAAGCCCAAGGAAGAUGUUCCCCAAAUAUCCUUGGAGGAUUUUGCCACCCGGUAUCGCCAAAGCCAGAGGAAACAAGCCCAAAGGAAGCGACUAGAACAACGUUUGCGUGCGACCAAGGUUUCUAUCGGAGUUUCUGCGCGCAUGAUCCGCAUUGGAAAUACUGUUCAGCGCGGCCUCGUUGAAGCUCUGAAACAUGAUGACAAGGCCAAUUUCAUUGCCCUAUAUCAUAUGCUCUAUGAUCUCCAGGAAUCCUGUGUUACCAGCGCCCGACUAGAGGAUUCCCAUGACUCCCCGGACGAUCGUGAACUUUCCCCGGAUGCCGAUUUGGACCAUUCCUCGGAUUUCUUUCAUCAGUUAAGCCCCCAGUCCCGGGUGGACUUGCUGAAGAUUUUGCGACUGGUGCGCUCUGACUCACAGUUCUUGGUCGACCGUUUACGCAGUCUCACCUCAGCCCAGCUGGCUGCACUUACUGCGUCAGCAACCGCAUUGGACAGCGGCGAUCCGGCUUUUCCUACUGCUUCCCGCCAUCGGGCCCAGUAUUCCUAUAAUCGAACCCCGGCCCAGUUUGCUCCAUUCAAGGACCAUGCGUAUGCUUUUGAAAGAACCGAUUCGCUAUCCAUCUUGCUUUUUAACGUUUAUGCCGCACCCUUGGAGCCCGAUGCAUCGGAAGCCCGGCUGCGCGUGGAUGUCUGGUCGUCUGUCUGUGCUCAACUAAUAUCCCAUGGAAGCAAUAGAUUUUACCCCCUGAUCAACCAAAUUCUUUCUGCUUGGGCCACUGGCAGUAACUGGAAGGCCCGUCCCAAAUUUGAGCUUUACCUUAUGGAUAUCUUACAAACCGGAGCCUUUCUCUUGGAACAUACUGACACCUCUCCCGAGGCUUUGGAUCCCUUGAGAACCGACGUUGCAGAGGAGUUCUUUGCUUCUGCUGUUAAUGACCUCUUUCGUGUGCUUGACGAUCCAGAUGGUGGUUUUCCCCGUGCAGUUCUCCAGUUUACCAAGGCAGUUCUCAGGAAAAUCGAUAACCCUGACACUCGCAGCCGCUUCUUGGAGUACCUGUUCCUCCAAUGGUUCUUCCCCAAGUUCCUUUACGGUGCUUUGACUUAUCCUGAGACACAUGGCUUAUUGCUCGAUUUUCAUAUUCGAAAAGAUGCGCGCGAAAAAUUACUCACCCAAGUCGGCAUGCGAGCGUAUUCUCAAGUUUUUGCCGUGUUGCGCUCCAUGCACCAUUUCUCUGUCUUGCGGCCUUCCAUCAAAGAGCAUGUGAUUAAUAUGCUUGAGAAAUUCGGAAGUACAGACACGCCCAAGAAUUCCACAAUCGAACUGUCUUCAUCUUCAGCACCCGAUCUAAGCCGCCGCAACUCCUCAUCGGCUUUCCUCUUGCUGUCCGCGACCGACGUGCUCACUCUCUUAGACGCCCUUUUCCCACAAUCAUUUUCUUCCCUUCAUUCUAGCCCGGCUACCGGUAUUCCACCCUGGUCUUCCAGUCUUUCGCCUAUAUAUAAAACUCGCCCUGAACCGUUUGUUGAACCUGGCUUCUUGCGCCCGAGCUAUGAUACAAGCCCCCGGCCUUCGUCACAAAGUGGAUCCUCAUUCUCACUGGAAUCAUCUAUAGUCUCUGCUCCUGAGGGUGGUCUUGCUCAGACUGCCGCUCGGAUCCGGUUCGAGUUGACCGAUCUCGAUGAACCCAGCGAGCGCUCCAAAUUGGAGCAUCCGUCCGAUGAGCACUGGACAAGCUUUUCUGUUUCCAAAGAUGGUUGUGAUCUUGCCUGGAGCAUACUUCCUGCCUGUGAACCUGGAUCAUUAAAAGUAUCUACCGUUGAGAGUGAUGACGAUACCCAAUCCACGAACCUUGGCCUUGAAGAGAACCACGAGGCGUUGCAAACUGCAAUCAUUCGUUUAGUCAAAGAGAACCACCUGUCCGACUCAGAUGACUAUGAUUUGUCAAUGAGAUCCCCUCUACUUGCCCCCAUGUCAUUGAAGCAACGAUUCACCCAAGCUAUGACUUUUACUACCAAUGACUCUGACUUUGUUGGAGCUCACUAUUGGUGGAAUGCGUCACGCCAGCUCCGACAGGGGCGGCUUUCCAGAUCUUUAGAUAUCGCAGAUGAUUCAUGGAUUGUUGGUCCGAUGCAUAGCUUAUGCAUCCGAUCUUUAAACAAAUCGCGGGCCGUCAUCGAGCGUUGCGAAACAGACUUUGUUUCCUUAGAUCACAGUUUGCGCCGGCUGCAAACACAAGUGAAGGACCUCAUGACCACAAUCUCCAAGGUACGAAACAAGAUGUGGUACAUGACCGAUGUCAAAAAUUCUAUGCGGUAUGAAGAGGCCAGGCAUGUUGCCAUGGCCCUCAAAACAAUGUCUGCGCGACCUUUGAUGGAUGCACCUGAAGAGUCAAGAUCUCGCAGUGCAGCCCGAUCACUGGGCGGCUCCUUGUUCCAGAAGCCCGAGCUGCAGGUGAUGAACAUCAUGAAGGCGCCAAGCAGUCAGGGUGGCCCUAAGAAGCUAUCUGAUGAGCAAGUGGAACUGACUCGCAAAUGGCUGUCCCACAACGGUAUUGAAAACUUCUGUAAAGGUGAGGAGAGAAUCCAUCGAUUCUGCUAUGAAGUCCAGACCAGUAUCAAUCGUCUCGUGGGUGAGACUAUGGCAGAGACACCAGUGCUGUGGGCCAGUGAACUGUUUCAGAGGGAACGGGCAAAGUAUGAAGGCUCUGGCACUCGCUCUUUUCCUGGGCUGUCUAUGCCCACUACUCCUCGGCCUUCAACCACUACAAGCGAAGAUCCAAUGCAUACCUCUCAUCUGUAUGGAUCUAGUCUUGCUAUUCCCGACCCGAUGUCCAGAUUGUCCCAAGAAAUUCCGUCUCUCGGUCGCAAGCCUUCCAUUCAAAGCCUAGUUUCAGACAAAUGGCGACCUCAGCGAGAUAUGCCCUCCACCGACGUUAGCUCAAUCGCUGGAUCUCCGGGUCGGGCAGCGUCCACUUCGACUGGCGAUACAUUCAGUACCUUCUGGUCUGGUCCACAACGACAUCCUGUAUAUGCCACCAGUUCCUCAAGCAUAUAUUCCAGGCCUCCCUCCAUGUUCAGCGAAACUGCGACUCGACAACCUCGUCGUACCGAGCGUAAAACUCAGGGUAAAAUUUUUUUCAUGGACGAACUUCGUCAAACGCUCACCAGUCUUCUGCUGAGCGACUUAGGCUCCCCAGUCUGGAGCUGUGGCAGCGAAACAGAUGCCUGGUUCUCAAAUAUUCUUGAUCAGCGCCGUGUUAGAACGCAAAUGCAAAGACGGGCGGCAGUGCAUAAGUUCUACGCAGAUUAUGACGAGCGGUCUCAGCAUCUUCGUGAAAAACGAAGGCCAUCUGGGGGUCGACGGAGCAGGUCUCUCGAUGCCCCCGGCUUGCGCGUGCGUGCUACUGCCAAAUCCGAUACCCCUACUGACCAUCGAGAUCCCUCUCAGGAAGAUGAUCACACUGAUUUUUCAUACAAAUCAGUCUUCCAUCGAUUGAUCGAGGUGUUCUCGCGCCAUGGUAACCCAUUCGUCAAAUUAAAUGCCCUGAGGGACCUACGGUCGCUGGUCGUCGCCUCAUUGAUAUCAUCUCAAGACGGAAACACUGCAACCCAAGGCAACCUGGAUUUAUCUACCGAGGCUGAAAAGGGGCGAAGUAAUGGCCCCAGGCCGCGCCAGAGAGAUUCGCGUCACAGCUUUUCCGAGCCUCAACUGCCUAAGGUGACUCAGACCGAUACGGGACUUCCUGUCUCAUCUCCACCAGAGUCUGUCACCUGUGGUUCUCGUCAAUCGGCAUUCUUCUCUCCAUCCGAAGACAAAAUCGUGGCUACCCUCCGCAGUUUGAUCCUUGAAGUAAAGCCCAAGACGCUUUUCCGCGACCUUCAAUUCAUUUCAGCAUUUGUCCCUGCCGACCAACUAAGCAAAAGUGACCGAGGUACCGCUUUCCUGCAAUUCGGCCUUGCAGCUCUCAGCCUCAAGGACGAAGUCUGCCAUAGUAUGGUUGAAAUCGCAGACCGCAUCGUCUCCCAGGAGCUCAUGCGACGCCAUCCUCUCCCAGGCGCAGACUUCUACCGACGCCCUGGUCAUGCUAUUGAAGACGCAGCGGGCAUGUGGAUUAUCACCGCCAAAGAAGGCAACCCUGUUGCUCAGCGUGAACUCGCCAUCCUAUACCUCACACAUCCCGAGCUCCUUCCUCGCGUCACACUCCCGCUCACUCGUCCCCGAGAUACUUUCAAGGCCGAGAUGAUGUAUAUACGUGGCAAGGACUCUAAGUCAGAUCCGCAGAGCAUGUGUCUGGCACUGCACUGGAUGCAGUUGUCUGCCAGCGGAGGUGAUGUUCUCGCUCGCAACCGACUUCGCGAACGCGAGGAAUUCGACUCUAUUGCAUGA